Molecule: messenger RNA, 2398 nt
Organism: Penaeus indicus
Lineage: Eukaryota; Metazoa; Arthropoda; Malacostraca; Decapoda; Penaeidae
Gene: AspRS-m
Product: aspartate--tRNA ligase, mitochondrial-like
Exons: 13
Coding region: 56-2041 (661 amino acids)
Biological process (GO): aspartyl-tRNA aminoacylation
Cellular component (GO): cytoplasm
Molecular function (GO): aspartate-tRNA ligase activity; ATP binding
Source: RefSeq, a predicted model, not a curated record
CCCCCGAGAGAAGACAAAAUCCCUCCCUCGGCCGCUCCUCGACGUCCCCCUCAAAAUGGCCCUGGGAACCCUGGGGAAGCUGUUCAGAAUGACGAGUUCUCUGAGGAGACUCGUGUACCGCGGCGACGUGUGCGUGACGUCUGCACUGCCUGUGUUUCGCCGGUACAAGACUUGCGUGAGGAGAGGCGUGGGGGAGGCUGGCCCGCUGUUCAAGGGGCUCCGGUGCGGGGAAGUUCAUUACAGUACGAAAAAGUUGGGAUUCACCUUAAAGACCCAUACCUGUGGAGAACUUUGCCUUGCCAAUGUAGGAGAAGAAGUAACUCUGCGAGGGUUUCUACAGUAUCAGCGUAUGGGGAAAUUUGCUGUGUUGCGUGAUUUUACUGGAAAGACUCAGGUCCUUGUUAGAGAGGAGGAUGUCAAGUUCAUAGAAAUACUGAACAGCACAACAUUUGAGUCAUACAUAGAGGUUAAGGGCAGAGUCUGUAGCAGACCGGAGGAUCAGGUCAAUAAGAACAUGCCAACAGGGGAGAUCGAGGUUCUUGCAGAUGACAUAAAAGUUCUUAGUGCAGCACGUCCAAACCUUCCAUAUUUGAUACGUGAUUACAACAAGCCCAAGGAGAACCUUAGACUGAAAUACCGAUAUUUGGACCUGCGGCACGCAGAAAUGCAGAAGAAUCUGAGAUUGAGGUCAAAGGUAGCAAAGAAGAUGAGGGACUAUUUACAAGACAAAGAAAGCUUUGUUGAGAUUACAACACCCACUCUUUCUGUCAAUACUCCAGGUGGAGCACAAGAAUUCAUUGUGCCCACCAGACUUCCAGGCAAAUUUUACUCCCUGGUCCAAAGUCCCCAGACGUACAAGCAGCUAGCAAUGAUUGGAGGGUUUGAGAGGUACUUCCAGUUUGCUGUCUGCUAUAGGGAUGAAGGCGCCAAGGCAGACAGACAACCAGAAUUCUUACAGGUUGACCUCGAAAUGGCAGACGUCACGAUGGCCGAGAUCCAGGAGCUGAUCGAGAACCUCCUCACUCACAGCUGGCCUGACCACUUGCCCGGCGUCAAAGCCCCAUUUCCCAGCAUGACCUACGAAGAAGCCAUGACUACCUAUGGGGUCGACAAGCCAGACACUCGAUUCGGAUGGAAGUUACAAGACGUCACAGAAAUUGUCAAAGGAUGUGGGGCUAGAGUUCUGGAGACUGCUGUUGCGUCUUCAGAGUGUUCUGCCUCCUGCUUCGUCAUCCCAGGGGGCCAGAGAUAUAUUACCCGGAAACUCGUAUCUUCGUGGGAGUCUCUUGCGGAGAAGGACUACCAGCUCAAAGGACCAUCUGUGUUCACUGUGAAGGAUGACAGCCUCCUCCAAGGGCCACUUGCCAAGAAGAUCAAUAACUCGAGUCAGAGCCACUUGAUAGAGAAAAUGAACGCACAUGUGGGGGACACUGUUGUCCUUGCAGUUGGGAAAAAGUCAUCUGUGCUACCUCUCCUGGGAAAACUACGCCUGCUGUCGGCAAACAUUUUAGAGCAGGAAGGUGUUGUGGUGAGAGAUCCAUCUGACUUCAAGUUCCUCUGGGUGGUUGACUUUCCCCUCUUUGAGAUGGACGAAGACAGCGGGAAACUAGUCUCAGUGCACCACCCCUUCACACUGCCCAAGGACGAGGAUAUUCAUUACCUUCAUACAGACCCAGUAAAGGCAAGGUCCCAGCACUACGACCUUGUGUUGAAUGGCUGCGAGAUUGGUGGCGGGUCAAUGAGAAUCUAUGAGCCAUCAAUGCAACAACACGUCUUAGAGAACAUCUUGGGGAUAGAUGCGUCUAGUCUUGGCUUCUUUAAUGAAGCUUUACAAUCAGGAGCUCCUCCUCACGGUGGCAUUGCCCUUGGCUUCGACCGACUCAUUGCCGAGAUGUGUGGAGCCAACAGCAUACGGGAUGUGAUAGCCUUCCCCAAGAGCAUUGAAGGAAGGUGCUACAUGUCAGGGGCUCCGGGAGAUGUGACGGCCCAGGAAAUGGACCUCUAUCACAUUAGGCUGAAGGAAAAAGACGAGAAAUCCUGAUGACAGGAAUCUUUCAAGACUAGUUUUUUUGUUUUUUUAUCAUUUCCGAGAGAUUUUCUGUUCAGUCAGUUUUGGAGACUUGGAUUUUAUUCUUAAUUUGUCUCAGAAAGGUAAGAUAUUGUUUACAUAUAACUUGUCUGAAGUCACAUAGGUGUUUUUAUUAUUUUAUUAAACAAUGCAAAUUACUUAUUAAUCUAUCCUAUAGACCUUUUAUCCAUUUAUUUAUUUGUUAUUAAAAUGUAGUUCAUCAUAAUGUAAUUUUCUAUAUUUUCCUCUUAUGUAUUUUGUACUGAAAAUGGUUAAAUAUGCAAGGCUUUAUACUGUUGAUUAUUUUGUAAAUAAAGUGUACAGUUGUUU